AUGGCUUGCAUGUGGCUCAAGCAAGCUUGCAGUGGUGGCGGCUGUGGGAAGAAGCUUCCAGCCGAUGUGCCACGAGGACACCUAGCCGUAACAGUUGGGGAAGCAAACCGGAGGUUCGUGAUAAGGGCAGAUUAUUUGAACCAUCCAGUACUACAACAAUUGCUAGAUCAAUAUGAAGGGCAUGGAUUCAACAAGAGUGGUCCUCUGUCUAUACCUUGUGAUGAGUUCCUCUUUGAGGACAUAAUUCAGUCCCUUAGAGGCGGUGGCACCGCAGCUGAAUCACGUAGACCCUCUUGUCCCCAUGUGCCAAUGAAGGAGUCUACACCACUACUUCAUAGCUUUGAUAGCAAAAGGAGAAGUAGGAGCUAA
Arachis duranensis is the source of this 369-nucleotide messenger RNA. Its product is annotated as auxin-responsive protein SAUR50-like. Bases 1 to 369 code for a protein of 122 amino acids. The record is from RefSeq and is a predicted model, not a curated record. Gene Ontology annotation, biological process: response to auxin. The transcript has a single exon. NCBI's taxonomy places the organism in Eukaryota, Viridiplantae, Streptophyta, Magnoliopsida, Fabales, Fabaceae.